AUGCCCCCAGCUCUGGCUCCCCACUGCUGCUGCAGCCCCCCAGUCCCCAGCCCUGGCCAGGGCAGGCUCCAGGCCCGCCGGCAGCUGAGUGUUGCCUGCACCAUCUGCUGCGUCUUCAUGGUCGGGGAGGUGAUAGGCGGGUACCUGGCGCACAGCCUGGCCAUCAUGACGGAUGCAGCCCACCUGCUGACGGACGUGGGCAGCAUGUCCGUCAGCCUCUUCUCCCUCUGGGUCUCCACCCGCCCGCCCACCAAGACCAUGAGCUAUGGCUGGCACCGCUCAGAGACGCUGGGUGCGCUGGCCUCUGUCCUCUCCAUCUGGGUUGUGACCGGGGCCCUUGUCUACCUGGCGGCCGCCCGCAUUGUCAGCAACGACUACGAGAUUGAGGCACGAGCCAUGCUGGCUACAUCCGCCAGUGCCGUUGGCGUCAACCUGGUCAUGGCCUACAUCCUGCAUCAGUCCCCUGCUGGCCACGGCCACAGCCACGGUGCAGGGGGCUACGAGCAGCUGGAGAGCACUGGGGGCUGCCCACCUGGCCAUGCCGCCCUGCCUGGCAGCACCAGUGUCCGUGCGGCCUUCGUCCACGUGGUGGGUGACCUGCUGCAGAGCAUUGGCGUCCUCGUGGCUGCCACCAUCAUCUACUUCAAGCCCCAGUGCAAGAUCGCAGACCCCAUCAGCACCCUCUUCUUCUCGGUCUUCGUCCUCGGCUCCACCUUCACCAUCCUCAGGGAUGUCUUCAGAGUCCUCAUGGAAGGGACACCGCGGGGCCUCGAGUUCGACACGGUGAAGGAGGUGCUGCUGGGGGUGAGCGGGGUGAAGGGCGCCCAUGACCUGCACCUCUGGGCCCUGACGCUGAGCCACCAUGCCGUGUCGGUGCACGUGGCUGUCGAGGCCAGCGCCGACCCCGAGACAGUGCUGCGGGAAGCCAGCACCCAGCUGCAGAGCAAGUUCGGCUUUGCCUCAUGCACGGUGCAGGUGGAGCGGUACCAGGAGGAGAUGGCAGCCUGCCAGCACUGCCAGGAUCCCCAUGCCUGA
This is a messenger RNA of Haliaeetus leucocephalus (bald eagle), 1035 nucleotides long. RefSeq names its product solute carrier family 30 (zinc transporter), member 3 (gene SLC30A3). Bases 1 to 1035 code for a protein of 344 amino acids. NCBI's taxonomy places the organism in Eukaryota, Metazoa, Chordata, Aves, Accipitriformes, Accipitridae. The record is from RefSeq and is a predicted model, not a curated record. Gene Ontology annotation, cellular component: plasma membrane. Gene Ontology annotation, biological process: zinc ion transmembrane transport; response to zinc ion. The transcript is spliced from 7 exons. Gene Ontology annotation, molecular function: zinc ion transmembrane transporter activity.